Molecule: messenger RNA, 1440 nt
Organism: Moneuplotes crassus
Lineage: Eukaryota; Ciliophora; Spirotrichea; Euplotida; Euplotidae
Source: the annotation of a GenBank genome assembly
AACCUACAAGGGAAAAUGGAACCUGAAGUGAUUGAUUUGGGAAUGAGGCAUGGGUAUACGAGAAAGAGUGUGCUGCAUAUGUUGGUGGAUGACUCGAAGGAGGAAGAGAUCAUUGACAUUUUGGAGCAAUGUCUAUUACAACAGCAACCAGAAGGAGAGGGAGAAGAAAAUCCGCAAUGAGAAAUAAGAUAUGACAAUCUAGAUAUUAACGCACAAGAUUUUCAUGGAUUCACUCCAAUCAUUUCUGUUAUAUCUGGUAGAUGAAUAUCUUCAAUCGAAAUCAUCAAGCUUAUGAUCAAAUUAGGGGCAGAUCCUUUCCUAAUGAGCAAUGACGGAAGAAAUGCCUUUCAUUGGGCCACCAGGAUCGGGAGUAAAAAUAUUCUCGAAGCUCUCGUUUCUUCCAUUCCCUCUAGUCAGCUUCAGAGAGUCUUGAAUACAUCUGUACAGGAUGGAUAUGGCAUGAAGAUCAUUCAUAUAGCUGCUCGGUUCAACAAUCUAUCACUUUUUGAGUAUAUAAUGUCAUUAGAGCAGCAGAAUAGAAAAACUUGUUUGCAUACUACAUUUCCUGCUGAUGAGAAUGGAAAGAAGGAAUAUGUGAAGAUCUGAAAUUCAUGAUUCACUAAGAAUAAUCUAUACACUCCUAACUCUAAAGGGGACUCUCUCCUUCACAUAAUUGUGAGAUAUGGAGCCUCAAGAGUGUUUUAUUCAUUUCUAGGUAUCUUACUAAAAAGUCUCAAAACAUGAAAUAAGGCUCUCGGCCCUAUAGAUUACGAAAAAGAAGGUCUCAGCAGAGAUUUUGCUGGAUCAGAAGACAUUGAAUCUGCAGAGCCUUCCCAAGAAUUUUCAGAUAAAUUCAAAGAGUAUAUGAACGUCGAUGGAGACUAUGCUUCAACCGAUGAUAGUGCUGAAGAGUCCGAGCCUGAGUUACAAGAUGAGCAUAAGUCCUCUCCCGAUGAGCAAAAAUCUUCUUCAGAAGAGAAACCACAAGAAAACACUGAUAUUCCUGAAUUUACAAAUUCUGAGCUGGCUUUGAUAAGAAAAGUUAUUCUAAAUGUCCUUUCUCAUAAGAAUAACAGAGGGGAUACUAUUCUGAUUGAAGCUGCUAAGCAGAACCGUCAAGACCUAUUGGACAGUAUCAGAGUAACCAACCUGGUAAGACCUGACCCAGAAAAGGAGAGAGAAGUCUCACUUGGCUACUUCUUCGAUAGAUAUGACGAGAUUACAGAGAAAAUUGAAAAUAGAAGGAGGAGAAGACGAUGCUGAAAUAUAUGGGAGGACGAAGAAGAGCCGGAAGAAAGCAUCGGGCUUAUCCAACUGCAUAGGAUAUCGCCUGAGCAGAGAAGAAAUAAUGAACUUAAAGCAAUCGCUUUAUUUGUGAUGCUUUUCUUAGUGGUAUUCAUAUGAGUUGUGGCUUUUGUGAUGUUAAAAAUAAUUAGAUAA